AUGUCAAAAGAAGAGCUAGAGCACCCCAUUUAUUUAAUCAACUUUGAGGAGUAUCUGAGACCCAAGCAACCUCACAAGUCAACGGCGCUACAAUGUUUUGAUAAGCCUAUAAAACCCGAAAGCCAGUUUUUCAAGAUUUACAAACGUCUCAAGUUCGUGCGAUGGUUGCGAGAGACUCGCUCAAAAUUGUCGAAAAAACUAGAGCAAGUUCCGUUGCCCAGGUUCCUGAAUUUUCUGCGAGAGCGUAAUGAUGAUGGACUAUGCAAGCCCAAGACUGGCUUCGAGAUAUAUUGCGAAAUGUCCAGCAUACAUGGAUUCCAUUUAUUUGUGGGAGCGAAGACGUGGCAGCGUGUGCUCUGGUGGAUCUUCAUCUGCAUUGCCGUGGUACUCUCGCUGCUCGUGUUGAUCAUGUCGUAUGGCAGGAGUGCAGAGACGCCAACGAUACGCUACAUAGAGAGCAUAAUGCAACCAAGUGGUGAACGUUCAAUUCCCUUUCCAGCUCUUACUAUUUGCGACUCGAAUCGUAUCUCUAAGCGGAGUCUCUUGAGCAAGGCUAGGAAGUGGGAUGUGACAAGCAAUUCGUUGCAGCAAUUACCGUGGUUACCUAAACGCAAUUUAGGUCAAGUUAGCGAGUCAAUGAUCAAUACUUUGAGCUGGUUAAACUUUACUUGGUCGGAGGUUUUGGAGCAACUGUCGCCACAACUCUGUGAAACUCAACUAUUGACUUGCUUGUGGCAGGGUGAGACGCAAAGCUGCAAAGAUCUGUUUGCCACCACGUGGAGCUACAGUGAAGGACGUUGUUGCAGCUUUAUGGGACAGCCAAAGUGCUCGCUUACGUCGGGCCAAUCAGCGAAAGGAUUAACUAUACGUCUGGCCACAAAACUCGAAGAUUACGGCAGCUCUUCGGCUGUCACAGCUGGUUUCCAUUUCUUCAUACACGAGGCAGGCACCACAGUUGAUGCAACCACGCAACGCGUCUUUUUACCAAAAGCAACAGAGUCUCAUUUAAUGCUUAAACCUUAUGAAACGCAUGCAUCUUCUUAUAUAGCCAGUCUACCAAUCGAACAACGACUUUGUUAUUUGCCCAAUGAACGAAAGAUGUUUCAAUUUUCCAUCUACAAUCAGGAGAAUUGUGUAGCCGAAUGUAGAAGUGCGAGAAUCUUUGAGAAGUGCGGUUGUGUUCCUCCCCAUAUGCCCAGCAGGUGGUAUUGGUCCCAAUGUCCAGUUGGGCAGUACAAGUGCGUCCAAGAUCAAGAUCUCAGCUGGGAUGAACUUCAGUCGCAUUGCAACUGCUUACCUCCGUGCCAGUUUUAUCGUUAUGACGUACACAGCGAUGUGACCAACUUGGAUGCCAGCCAAUCUAUGACUAAUGUCAAUAAUGAUGGCUUCUUUCAGAACUUUAAUGCCUCCGAUGAGCUGGUUGUGCACAUUUACUUUGACUCGUUGAGCGCAGAGCAAUUGCGCUUGGAUGUCUAUGAGAACUGGUUGACCUUCAUAGGCACCUUCGGCGGCAUCACGGGGUUGUUUAUGGGCUGCAGUUUCGUGUCCGUCUUCGAGCUGGUGUUCUUCGUUUGUGUGCGACCCACUUGCAACUGGCUGCUCCGACAGAGAGUACGUUAUAGACUGCGGCGUCGUCGUCGUCAAAUCGAACAGGCGGCCAAUGGUAAUUAG
Drosophila nasuta is the source of this 1671-nucleotide messenger RNA. RefSeq names its product pickpocket 11 (gene ppk11). Gene Ontology annotation, cellular component: plasma membrane. Gene Ontology annotation, biological process: sodium ion transmembrane transport. Gene Ontology annotation, molecular function: ligand-gated sodium channel activity. Lineage: Eukaryota; Metazoa; Arthropoda; Insecta; Diptera; Drosophilidae. The coding region runs from base 1 to 1671 and encodes 556 amino acids. The transcript has 4 exons. The record is from RefSeq and is a predicted model, not a curated record.